CAAAUUAUACAUUCAAAAGCAAAUUGUGAUAAUUUUAUUUAUCAAAACAUUGAUCACCUGCUCAUUUUGUAUUCCUCGUGUGGUCGAAUCACGACGUUAAUUUCAAAAAAAUUUUGGCCCUUUGUUUCACAAUAAAUCAAGGAAAUAGUGAAAAAACAAAGCAUAUUGUAACGUGGCAAUAUUUAAUUGGUUGAAGUACAGACAGGGGAAGCUUGUCCAGUUCAUUGUCUGAAUUUUUUUUGCAUCUUGUUUGCUGAAGCAAAUUGGCAACAGCCUUACAUUCAUAUUUAUGUAAGUUUCAUUUAGAAUCCCUGACCUGAAGAUGGUGAUGGUAUAUCUACCAGUUCACCUGUACACCUAACUUCUGUGAAACUCUUUCUGUUUUCUCUGGAAAGAUAAAAAGGCACCCAAAAAAGACAAGCACAUGGGGCGACAAAACAUGGAAACUCCGCUUUUGGACACUCAUCUUUUGGCAAAUGAGGAGAGGAGAAACAAGAAUUGGGGCAGAGCUCUUCGGUUCUUCCUUGUUUUCUUAACCUUCUCUAUUGUAGGCCUAAUAUUUAGAGACGACAGGAGUUACUUGUUUGUCAAAGGAGGAAACAAGUACAAUGAAAGGAUUGAAGUUCAUGGCACUGACAGCGUCCAGUCAGAACAAGGUGUUGUUGCUGCCGAUGAUGGUCGUUGUUCUGAAAUUGGUAUACUUAUGCUCAAGAAAGGUGGACAUGCGGUGGAUGCUGCAGUGGCAACAGCACUAUGCGUUGGAGUUGUCAAUCCAAUGUCUAGUGGAAUUGGAGGUGGAGCAUUCAUGAUUGUCAGGUCUUCGUCAACUUCACAAACCCAAGCUUUUGAUUCGAGAGAAACAGCUCCCUUAGCUGCGUCACAGAAUAUGUAUGAUGACAAUAUCAAAGCCAAGUACAAAGGUGUGUUGUCAAUGGGAGUUCCUGGUGAGAUUGCCGGCCUUCAUGAAGCUUGGUUGAGGUAUGGUCGAUUAGCUUGGAAGACAUUAUUUGAGCCUGCAAUAAAACUUGCUAAAGAGGGAUUUGUGGUUGCUCCAUAUCUUGGAUUAAACAUUGCUGCGAAUGCACGUGCGAUCAUGAAUGACCCUGGCUUAAGGCAGGUGUUUGCACCAAAUGGUAAGUUGUUACAAGCAGGUGAGAAGUGCUAUAAUGUAGAGCUGGUCCAUAGCCUUGAGGAAGUGGCAGAACAAGGACCAGGAGCCUUUUAUAAUGGAACUAUUGGAGAGAAAUUGGUAAAAGAUGUGAAACAGGUUGGUGGGAUUUUGACAAUGGAGGAUUUAAGGAAUUACAAGGUAGAAGUUAUAGAUGCAAUGGCUGCAAAUGUAAUGGAUUACACUAUAUACGGAAUGCCACCUCCUUCAAGUGGAACACUUGGGCUGUCUCUGGUUAUGAACAUCUUUGACAGCUAUGGAAGUGCUGAUGCUGCAAAGGGAGAUCUUGGUCUGCAUCGCCUGAUAGAAGCAUUGAAACACAUGUUUGCUGAACGAAUGAACGUGGGUGAUCCUGAUUUUGUAGACAUAACCGAAUAUAUAUCAGAAAUGCUUUCCAUUUCUUUUGCAAAGCAAAUUCAGGAAAAGAUAUUUGACAACACCACUUUCCCUACAGAGUACUAUAUGUACAGAUGGAGUCAACUGAGGGACCAGGGAACUAGCCAUUUCUGUGUUGUAGAUGCAGAGCGCAAUGCUGUAUCAAUGACAACCACCGUAAAUUAUCCUUUUGGAGCUGGAGUGCUCUCUCCUUCUACAGGUAUCGUGGUUAACAAUGAGAUGGGUGAUUUCUCAGCACCGACAGAGAUAUCUCCUGACAUGCUCCCUCCUGCUCCAGCAAAUUUGAUUAGACCAAACAAGAGGCCUCUAUCUUCCAUGACACCCCUUAUUAUUACCAAGGAUAACCAGCUGGCCGGGGUUAUUGGUGGCAGCGGUGGGAUGAACAUAAUACCAGCAGUAACCCAGGUUUUCCUAAAUCAUUUUAUCUUGGGGAUGGAACCUUUAGCUGCAGUUCAUCGUCCAAGGAUCUAUCACAGGCUAAUACCAAAUGUAGUUUCAUAUGAAAACUUGACUGUGAUUGAUGGUGAUCACAUCGAGCUUGCGGAGGAGACAAAGAUUUUCCUGAAAGAAAAGGGUCAUCAGCUGGUGGCCAAGUCAGGUGGGGCUGUCGUCCAGUUUGUUGUUCAAACCCUCCAAAACCCCAUCAAAAUGGGCCGAAAAAAUGGAAAUGAUUCCAACAUAUAUCAUGGAACAUUAACUGCUGUUAGUGACCCUAGAAAAGAUGGGAAGCCUGCAGCACUUUAAUCCAUUUGUUUGAGGGGUUAGAAGCCUUAAGAAAACAGAGCGAUCCUUGAAUCAUUUCCAGGAUAAAUCUGUAAUUAUGAGGAAGUAUGACUGUAAUCAUUUCCAGGACUUCUGUAUCACAUCAAGUUAAAAUUUGUAAAUUUUAGAUGCAACUUCAGGUAGUCAUUCUUGGUCGGAAACAAUGUCUUAUCAUCGCAUGAAACUUCUUUUCAGUGUGAUCGAAUACUGUAUCUCCGAUCAAGACGCAAGCUCCCAAUAAAUGCUCAAGUGUCUUGGGAUGUUUGAAUAAGUUGCCAAGUAUCAGUUUUCAAAGUAAUAUCCCAGUUCAUGUCUUACCCUUUUGGGAACAGAAAUAUCACUGUGAAUUUAGAAUCCUGAAGACUAUCAUAACGCCCGACUUGAACACAUAUGCCACUAGGCCAUCUCAAUGCAAU
Durio zibethinus is the source of this 2742-nucleotide messenger RNA. Its product is annotated as glutathione hydrolase 3-like. The record is from RefSeq and is a predicted model, not a curated record. Gene Ontology annotation, molecular function: glutathione gamma-glutamate hydrolase. Gene Ontology annotation, biological process: glutathione catabolic process. Gene Ontology annotation, cellular component: plasma membrane. NCBI's taxonomy places the organism in Eukaryota, Viridiplantae, Streptophyta, Magnoliopsida, Malvales, Malvaceae.